AAGCCACAAAGUCAUGUUAAGCUGUUAGGCACUCUCUUGAGAGUGCCCAAGGUUGCGAGCAAGCAAACAGCCUAGGUUGUGGCUUCUGAGCCACAACCUCGGUACUAGUACGAGUACGGGUGAACACCCUGUUGACGCCAGCGGCGAAGUGUGGGACACCAUGCGCGGGUAAGGAGGGGGGCUAGGAACGUUGGGUGAUCGGGUAUGAGUAUGGAGCUCACCACAAGCCGUGCCAAGCGUGGCGCCUUGGCGAAUAUCAUGCUCCCUCACCAUCGCGAGUUCUCUGGCAUCCGGUGGACAGGAACAACAACCUGCAACUUCUUGACAAUGCAUUUCAACUGCAAGAGAAUACAACUCCUCGUGGCAUUAAGCUUGCCCAUCGCUACCGCUUUUCAAGACACUUCCCCAUUUAUCCUAUACUCCUCUUCAAAGUCAGUCUUUCCGCCCCCCCCUCCCCACAAGUCUCGCACCCAGCCCCCCUUUAACCCACAUUCAGGUUCGAGAAGCCGAGCGCUUCCUCUCAGAUAGCCACAACAGCAGUGGUUUCCUCGAUCUCCCGGGAUAUCAUAAAACUAUGCGCGUCUGAGGCCUAUAUCCUCGUCCAACAGUCCGGAGCCCACGCAAGCGAUUUCGCCUCUUCCAAAGCCGCUCCUACCCUCUAUGCGGCCUCACAGGCCGCAGAGGGAAGCUCGUUUACGGUGGAUAACGUCUAUGAACAGGACGUGGAUGCGGAGAGCCUUACGGAGAUAAUGGCGAGGUAUGCUGAGGAGAUGUGUGAUGCUGAGAUCGAGGAGGUUGACGCGAAGAGUAUGUGUUUCUUGGGGUGUGGGAUGCGGGGAGGUUAUGUGAAGUUAACAUGUGCUAGCGGGCUCGUUUGGCGGAUUUAAUGAUAUGAAGCCGAAGGUUAUUCGCGUCGACUUUGCCGAGUUACCCACAGAGAGAAAGGCCAGGAUGAAGGCAUUGAGAGAGAAUGGUGAGUGCUGGACCUAUGGAAUUUUCAUGGGCACUAUUCUAAUCGCUACAGACUCUUUCCUACAAUCCAUCAUUUCGCUUAUCCCUACAUCGAGAUACACACUUAUAUACACAACCACCCCCCUCUCCACCCAGUUUAACAUCCAAUCAACUCCUUCGGGCGAGCUUAGACGUCGUGAAGAUCCCAAAAAUACUACACGACCCGCUGUUGGUAGCUUGUUCUCACGAUAUCAGUUCUUUACUCCGGGCAUUUUCAUGGGCUACCUUGCGGGAUUCUUUCUCUUGGCUAUUCUCUACGUUGCGAUUAGCUCAGUCUCCAGUCUGACAGUUACCUAUGGUGCAUUCGAGAAGGAGAUGGGACCGGCGGCCCAGAAGAAGCAGCAGUAA
Molecule: messenger RNA, 1359 nt
Organism: Tuber aestivum (summer truffle)
Lineage: Eukaryota; Fungi; Ascomycota; Pezizomycetes; Pezizales; Tuberaceae
Source: the annotation of a GenBank genome assembly